AUGGCUUCCUCUCCCUCUUUACUCUUUGCGGCCGCCGUAAUCACCCUCACUUUGCUCUUCGCAUAUUCCGCCAAAUUACCAUUUCACCCCCGGGACGUCCUCCCACUCUUGCCCAGACAGGUUUCAUGGCCAAUCCUCAACUCUCUGCACGGUGCGGUAGAUCUCUUGCCCACUUUCGUGGGCUCAGCUUCGUCCCCAAACGACAGUUUGGAGUGGAAAGGUGCGUGCUUUUACCAGAACACAGCUUGGAUGGAGUUCCACAACAAGAGUGGCAGCGAAUUUGGUGGCGGAACUCUUCAUAUCAAGGUUGAUAAGGCUCAUAGUUGGACAUGUAUGGAUAUUUAUGUCUUUGCGACUCCAUACACUGUCACAUGGGAUUACUAUUUCCUGUCUCGGGAGCAUACACUUGAGUUUAAAGAGUGGCAAGGAAAAGCCGAGUUUGAAUAUGUGAAAAACAGGGGAGUUUCUAUUUUCCUCAUGCAAGCAGGGAUGCUAGGCACCCUUCAAGCAUUGUGGGAUGUCUUUCCCCUGUUUACAAAUACUGGAUGGGGUGAGAACUCCAAUAUUGGGUUUCUCGAGAAGCACAUGGGUGCUUCCUUUCAUCAACGUCCUCAACCUUGGGUCACAAAUAUUAGCGUAGAUGAUAUUCACUCUGGAGAUUUCCUAGCAUUAUCUAAAAUUCGUGGGCGGUGGGGUGGAUUUGAGACACUAGAGAAGUGGGUCAGUGGAGCUUACGCUGGUCAUUCUGCUGUUUGUUUAAAGGAUUCUGAAGGAAAUCUUUGGGUUGGUGAAUCAGGACAUGAAAACGAGAAGGGAGAAGAUGUCAUUGCUGUGCUGCCAUGGGAUGAGUGGUGGGAGUUUGAGCUGAAUAAAGAUGAUGCCAAUCCCCAUGUUGCGUUGCUUCCCUUGCAUCCUGAUAUACGAGCAAAAUUUAAUGAGACUGCUGCCUGGGAGUAUGCAAGGAGCAUGGAAGGCCAACCAUAUGGUUAUCAUAACUUGAUAUUCAGCUGGAUAGAUACUAUACAAGACAACUAUCCACCCCCUUUGGAUGCUCACGUGGUUGCUUCUGUUAUGACUGUUUGGAAUCAUAUACAGCCCACAUAUGCUGCGAACAUGUGGAAUGAAGCCUUGAACAAGAGACUUGGAACGCAGAACCUUAGUUUUCCGGAUAUUCUAGUUGAAGUUGAAAAGAGAGGAUCAUCUUUUGAUGAACUACUGACAGUUCCCGAACAGGAUGAUUGGCUAUACAGUGAUGGGAAGUCAACAUCGUGUGUGGCCUUCAUUCUUGAAAUGUAUAAGGAGGCAGGACUGUUUGAUCCAAUCGGUAGCUCUAUCCAAGUCACUGAAUUUACGAUAAAAGAUGCUUAUAUGCUGAAAUUCUUUGAAAAUAAUUCAAGCCGCCUGCCAAAGUGGUGCAAUGACGGGGACACCGUGAAGCUUCCUUUCUGUCAGAUUAAAGGGAAGUAUCGAAUGGAACUACCUGAAUACAACAGCAUGGAACCAUACUCCCAUAUGAAUGAAAGGUGCGAAUCACUACCCCCAAAGUACUCCAGGUCACGGAAUUGCUAG
Messenger RNA from Prunus armeniaca (apricot), 1569 nucleotides. Lineage: Eukaryota; Viridiplantae; Streptophyta; Magnoliopsida; Rosales; Rosaceae. The record is from the annotation of a GenBank genome assembly.